CUUGCCUUUGUUGUGGGAUCCGCUUUGCACUGUGGCGAGGAGGCUUGCCUGGGACCCCUGCCGGGUGCACCGCCUGGGGUGGCGUUGGGGGCGCGCCCUAUGAGGGCGUGCUCACCAAAUGGCAAUAGGAGUUUUUCCAGAGCCCAGCUACAACGCACUGUGACUUAGAGUGGCAGGCUUGGUGAGCAGUUCAGGCUCUAUAUUUGUAACAUCACACCAUUGUCUCCUGAUUGGACCAUUUUCAAGAACUCACAUCCGUUUUCAUACAGCUUAAAAGCGAGGGGAGAGGCGAAGCACAGAGAGCAGCAGAUCAGACCAUACUGAGCUCCCUUAGAGCGGCUGAGACCCGUGGAGGAUGCUGGCUGCCAAGUGGCUGAGGAGGGCCUCACUCUAAGGUGGGAAAGCAGGUCUCAGCGGGACAGCUUCCUCUGCUCCUGGGCUCACCAUGGCCUUCACUCUUUGGCUGGACGGCUGAUGUGACUGUGUGCCCCAAGUGUGCACGCUGCUGGACUGGGUGCUGUCCCAGGUACUGCCUGCUCUCAGGGUCUGGGAGCAGAGCAGGUGGGCAUCAGAUGCUACCAAAAGCCGGACGGGGCAGAGCGAUGGACUCCGACAAGCUAAGAUGGAAGUGACCUGAGGCCUCGCCCAGGCGGUUUCCUCUUGACAGGAUAGCUUAAGAGUUGGAGCACAGGCUUGUCUGGGGAGCAGUAUGCAGGAAGCUGGUUUUCAGGCCACAAAUGCUUUCACAGAGUGCAAAUUCACCUGCACCAGCGGUAAAUGCUUGUAUCUUGGUUCACUGGUCUGUAACCAACAGAACGACUGUGGGGACAACAGUGAUGAAGAAAAUUGUCUCCUGGUGACGGAACAUCCACCGCCUGGCAUCUUCAACUCGGAGCUGGAGUUUGCCCAGAUCGUCAUUAUCGUUGUGGUGGUCACGGUGAUGGUCGUGGUCAUCGUCUGCCUGCUGAAUCACUACAAAGUCUCCACACGGUCCUUCAUCAACCGCCCAAAUCAGAGCAGAAGGCAGGAGGACGGGCUGCAGCCGGAAGGGCGCCUGUGGCCUUCAGACAGCUCCGGCCCUCGGCCAGGGGCCUCAGAGAUCAUGUAUGCCCCGAGGUCCAGGGACAGGUUUACUGCCCCAUCCUUUAUCCAGAGGGACCGGUUCAGCCGUUUCCAGCCCACCUACCCCUACGUGCAGCAUGAGAUCGACCUUCCCCCCACCAUCUCCCUGUCUGACGGGGAGGAGCCGCCUCCUUACCAGGGGCCCUGCGCCCUGCAGCUCAGGGACCCGGAACAGCAGAGGGAACUCAACCGAGAAUCUGUGAGGGCCCCGCCCAACCGAACCAUAUUCGACAGCGAUUUGAUAGACAUUUCCGUGUACAGUGGGGGCCCGUGUCCGCCGAGCAGCAACUCGGGCAUAAGUGCCAGCACCUGCAGCAGUAACGGGAGAAUGGAGGGGCCGCCCCCGACGUACAGCGAGGUGAUGGGCCACUACCCGGGCGCCUCUUUCUUCCAUCACCAGCACAGCGGCGCACACAGGGGGAGCAGACUGCCGUUUCAGCAGGACAGCUCGGGGGCCACGGUGCUGCCCAUUCAGGGCAAAGACAGGAAGCCCGGGAACCUCGUCUGACCCUCCGGCGUGCUCAGGAGGAGGAAGAAACCGAGGAGGGAGGAGGGCCGCACUGCCUCCGCCCCCAGGCACGGUGUUGUUCCGUUUCACGUGCUACAAAGAAGUAAAACCAAAUGUGCAAACGUGGUCUUUGUUUCUGAUUCCUUUCAGGGGAAUUGCAUGCAGACUAGACUGAAAUAAUACAAACUUCCAUCCGGUCUGACCGCGAACAGUGUUUAUUUGGGGACGGGCGUCAGGACGGGGGUGGGGGCUGGUUUUGGCAGAGGGCGGGCUUGGGAACACAGAGAAAGGGAUGCUUGGAAGAUAUCAUGAAAUAAAACCUGCAGAGGUAUUUGAUUUAUUUAAUUACGAAAGGAGACUUUGCAGAGAAAGAGGCCAGAAUGGCCCGUUUUAUAAUUAAAUUGACAAAGAAGGAUGCAUUAUUAUAUAUUAUCAUGGGGAAGUAUCGGCCAGUUUGCUUUUUCUCCCAAGGUGUGGAACUUUUAUUUUGUUUUAAAAAUAUGAUUCAAAAUUCCUGUUUUGUGUGCCAAGGUAACAAGUGAAGAAGUAUGCAAGGAGUUAAUUUGUGUUGUGAUGAUGUGUUUUUAAAAGUUGCACUAUCUAAAUGUUUAUAUAUGAGGGGACUGUUCCAUGUGAAGUUCUGUAUGUUGUCUUCUCACCUGUGGAUUAUUAUUAGGCCCAAGGAAUACCUGGAGUGUUCCCCAUAAUCACCCAAGAAAAGCUGUUUGGGGAUGUAGCCUAACAUAUGCCAACUUACCUAAAUCAAGGAAGUCAUUACCGUUGCAAGAGUCCGCCUCACAUAGCAGGGCGUCACUGAAACAUUUGGAGACUUCUGGAUGGAGCAUAGGAAAUACUAAACCCCAGCGUUUCUGAGUUGUUGAGUUACUCUGCUAGUCUUAGGCUGCAUAUUUGAUUAACUUUGACCCUGACACAUGCAUUUAUGUACCCGGUAUCAUGCCAUGCUGCCCGUCCUCCCGUGGUGCAGUUUCUUCAGUAAUUUAGAGGGUUUUUUUUCACUGUAGCAUGAAAUAUACUCAGAUACAUACAUUAUUUUAUGCAAUAAAUUGUUUAAAAUGCAAGGUGGUUAUUUUUAAUACUGUUGAAAUAUGUGACUUCUCAGUGUAUUCCCAUUUUCUCUCUCCUUUUCUAGAUAGGUAGUUCAGUUCAGGCCUGGACGGCUGGUCAGGGCUCUGGAGGCCCUCAACAGUGAGCCACUACCUGGCCACGGUGUGCAAGUGAUGCCUCCAGCGGCUUCUUCAUGCGCAGAGGCCCCCGGAGCAGAUGAGAGCCCACCGUGGUGCGCUCUUGGAGGCGUGCGGUGCUCAGAACCCAGCCCGGCUCCUGGGGGAGCUUCCUCAGCUCCCCAGACCAUUACCCAACAGCUCAGGGCGGGGGAGCGACUGGCAGUGCACAGGAUAAAAAGCACAACACGUAGUUCAAUGCAACUAGAAAGCCAGUUUUAAAUACUGCUAGUCUUAGCUUUACUAUUCCUGAUAUUUACGAACAUUUGCUCUUACGUAGAAUAGAUAACUUCUUGUGUGGAAGCCAGCAUCUGGCCCGUGCGAGGGCCGUAGCCUCUGGGUUUGGCCGGCACCAGGCCAUGGGAGGGCUCGUCCCCUUUGGCCUCUGUGUGUAAAACAAUGAAUUUGGAAUGAUGGCUCAGUGACUCUGAUCUCUGCAGUUUUCAUGCUGAAUCGGCACAUGUGUGUUCAUGUCUGUCUGUAGGUCUCUGGGGUGGUUUCUCAGGGAGGUGACUUUGUGCUGUGGGCUAAGAGCUGGAGAACGUUCUGAACGACAAGUCCUGUCCGCUGCUCCUUUCUGCUACUUCUCUUGGUCAGUAGGUGGCCAGUUUUUGUUUUGUUUUGAGGACUGGAAUCUCCAUUAGACUCAUCCGUUUCAUACAGUAACCUCCGCAGAACUAGUCACUCUUGAAAGAGAGAGAAAACAUGGGCAGCAGUUGCCACUCGGGACUCAGACCCUGUUUGGAGGUGUGUGUUCUGGGGGCUGCCUCAGCGAUUCCAAGACUGGGCAGAUCCCCAGGAGCCUGGAGUCAGACCCAGAGACUGCCUCUCCCAUGCCCCAGGCCCUCCCGCAGCUCAGCUCACUGCCUGGGUUACAGGCCUGUGCUUAAGAAAGCUGGGCAUCCCCUGGGCAUGAAGCCUCGCCUCGCCUUGCAGGGGAAUGUUAGCACCUGACCCAGUGUGGACCCCAUGGGUGGGGGCUCAGGGUAGGUUAGGUGUCCUGUCAGAUGCAAAAGGAGAAGGUUAGUCAUCAUUUAAACCUCACCUGCAAUUUUGGUGCAGUGGCGAGCCGCUUUAUAUAGCUCCUGCUCAGAACGAUUUCACAGCCCUCUUCCUACCUGCUACAGGAAGGAGCUAUGGUCAGAAGCUGGUAAAUUUCUUAGUCACCUUGCAAGUUUAUGAAUGUUUUGCAGAUGUCCACAAUAACUGGCCAAGCAAUUCUUUAAUUCAAAUAACUUUAAUCCUUCAAAAGAGGUUCCUCCCAUUCGGUCACCCUAGAGAAUUGCCCUUUGAGUUAUAUAAAGACACAGACCUAUCAAACCAUGACUUGAUGGUCUUUGAAGCUGAACCUCAGCGAUGAAUUAGUUUGAAAGCCAAGGUCAUGAAUUAAUAGUCAAUUUCCUUCGACAUGGGGAAAAGGUGAUUUAGAUCCGUGGCGUCUUGGAAGGUGUGGCUGCCCUGUUCGUACCAUGUUACCCCCUCACUGGCCAGGUGAGGGACAAGGGGUGAUGUGAGGAGGCAGCUUCUACAGGGGCUCAACCUUCAAGAAGCCCAUGUGCUUAGGAGACCCACAGCUCUGGCUUAGGAACCUGUGAUUUAGGUGAUCCAUGGCAGGUUUACUAUUUCAGGAGGGUGUUAAGAUGAAGGAUUGCGUUGUUCAAAGGAACAGGGGUGGGAACUGGUGUUCCCGGGCAUCCGGCUGUCACUUCCAGCGGCUGUCCCCAGACUUCCAGGAGCAGGAAACCCAAGGCGUGUUGACUCCUGUUCCUAGAAACAGUCUCCAGGGGUGUAUUUGCUCUUUCGGAAGGUCUGUGGGCGUCAGUCGCCAAAGCAGUCCUUAGUGCAAACGAGAUGUUGCUAAACAAACUGUGUAAUUAAGUAAACAUAGCUCCAUUCUUGGUGUCCCUGACCAAAAUUUAGUGUUAAGGAGUAGACAAGCAUGUCCUCUGUCCUUCCCCACCACAUAUGCACAUGGACACACAGCGCACAAGGAAUUUCAAGAUGGCCGAAGAGAGUAUUUAAAACUUAACAAAGACUUGUCAUGAGGAGGGCCUCAUGUGUAUCUGAUUUUAGCUCAAACUCUUCAAGAGGACGGGGGCUGACAGGAGGCCUUCAGAAGCCCCGGCGUAGGGAUGUGGUGCCCAGAUGAGCAGGCCUGGGGCUUCUGAACACCUUCAUUUGAUCAUCUUCACCUUUAUUCUAUUUUCGUAAGAAUGAGAAGGGCUCAAACAGCAUGCCCUGCUAGAAAGCUGCUCUGACCUAGAAGAAUCUGAUGGGAUCACAGCCUUCCCCUGAGAAGCGGAGUUGCCCACCCCCCCCCACCCCCGCACAGGGCCCUCCUGCACCAUCCGUCCGGUUGCUUUUCUGACUAGGAGUGCCUGUAGAAGGGUCCUGGUGGGGUCCUCAGGGGCACGGCUGGGAGCCACUGCCCCACGGGCUCCCCGCCUGCAGCCUCCAUCGGGUGUUUGCUGUGCCAGGGUUCCUCCUUGAGGUUCGCUAUAUAGAGCGGUACCAUUAACUGCGUGUCGUCCCCUAUGCUGUUCAUUUUUCUUCAGAUUUCCAAAGCUCAGAAGUGUGCAAAGGGGGGGGGGGACUGGGAAGGACACUUGGAUUUUGUUAACUUUUUGGUUUUGUCUGUGGCUAAAGCAAGACAUAUGCCCAUGCUUGGCACCAAGGCUUUGUAUGGUGACAUGCCCCCCAAGACCACCUCCCCUCUCUGCAGGGGCCCCCGUCAUGGCUGAAGGGCCCAGCGCAGGCUCCGUUCUGCUGAUGUUCACCCAGAUUACCUCGGCCUUGGUGAACCUAAAUAAAAUGACAUGAUUGGGUGACAGGCUGGCAAGUCACCCCUCCAUAGUGUGAGCAACACUGUAUCCACCAGUGCCCACCAGUCACAGAUGAAGAAACCGCUUUGGCCCCAGACCACAAGAGCUGGUCUCCGCAGCUUUGCGGCUCCCCUAACUGGGACCAGCUGCCAGAGGCCGGCCAGAGGACCUUGCAAAAUACUCCUGCCUCGCCAUACCCUACAUUUUUCAGGAACCAAGAUUUCAGCCGAGGUUAUUUUACUACCCAAAGUACUGCGUCUUUUGCGUAGUUCAAGUUUGUAAUUUACUGCCAGGGUUGGACAGUCGUUUGCUGCUGCUGCUGCUUCCCAGGCCGGCUUCAUCAGGAAGCUGGCGUGUGUGAGUCGGAAUGCCUUGCUGAGAAAGCGCUGCCUCCCUCUGAUCCCCUUCCCUUCCUGGGCGUGUGCUUGUUUGUGUGCCGUGUGGUGGGGGUACAGACGCACUACUCGCAUGUCGCGUCGCCCGUGGCAUUCCAAAGAGCUCUGCAUGCCGGUUGUUUUGAAGCCCCCACGGGGUCUCCCGCUGACUUCAGCAGGCCCAGGAACCGAGCCCCCCACCACCGCACUCUGCUCCCACUUUGUUGUGCCUCACUCACAAUGGUGCUUUUUCAGUUGUCUGUCUUCUCUUAUGUUUUUAUUUGUAAGGUGCUGUAUAUAACUUGAAUAUAUUAUGCACAUAUCCUACCCAAUGGGUAGAACAAAAAAUUGUUAAUACUGUAAUAUAAUGUAUAGAUACUGAUUUUAACAAAAAUGGCAUAGAAUUUGUGAAUGCCUAUGUGCUUUGUCCUCUUUUGUAAGGAAAUUUGCAAAUGGAUGCAUACAGAUAAAAGUCUAUGUAGUUUAUUUUCCUAUUAAAUAUCAAUAUUAUAACACAAAGGAAAGAAGUCUGAACAAGCAAGCCUCUGUUUAUGACCAGCAUAUGUAUAGCCAUUGAGAGUUGCAUCUUUGCUGUGAAAACCCUUUAAAAAAUAAUUUAAAAAGAAUCCCACAGCUUUUUGGUUGCCACUAGAUGCUUCUCGUUUUCAUCUCUUUAGUAAGGCUCAGUUGGACCAGUGUUAGAAGUCAGAAAAAAAAAAAAUGUUUUUUCAACUUGCUUCAUGAAAAGAUAUCUCAUGUUGUAGAAUAGCGGAGAUGUCAGGCCCCAGUGAGAAGUGUGUACUUCGUUAAAAUGGCAGAAAUUAUGUCCAAGCUCAGUAAAUUGGCCAGCAGCAGAGGACUGUAUUCAGUACAGAGGCGUUGGCAGCCAUCUGUGUCCCUAGUCUCUCUGUGCCUUUUUCUUUGACAAACUGCAGCUGCGGAGCCAAUGAACGCGUGUGUAGGGCACGAGUAUCUCAGGAAAAACAGAUCCACUGAGGAGAAGACCCCACUCUUAGAAGAACUCUUUUGUUUUGGGUUAUCAUUCACAGAGAAUUAGCUAUCAGCCGGUCAAGUGAAGAAUCUUCUAUCCAUUCCUGUUGGUGUCUCGUGGUGAUGUUGACAAGCGACGUUUUGCCAGCAUUAGGGAUUAACGUUUUCAGUCGCAUGUUUUGUC
This is a messenger RNA of Ailuropoda melanoleuca (giant panda), 7241 nucleotides long. RefSeq names its product low density lipoprotein receptor class A domain containing 4 (gene LDLRAD4). The transcript has 8 exons. The record is from RefSeq and is a predicted model, not a curated record. NCBI's taxonomy places the organism in Eukaryota, Metazoa, Chordata, Mammalia, Carnivora, Ursidae. Gene Ontology annotation, cellular component: Golgi membrane; early endosome membrane. Gene Ontology annotation, biological process: negative regulation of transforming growth factor beta receptor signaling pathway. Gene Ontology annotation, molecular function: R-SMAD binding. Bases 710 to 1630 code for a protein of 306 amino acids.